Molecule: messenger RNA, 1917 nt
Organism: Episyrphus balteatus (marmalade hoverfly)
Lineage: Eukaryota; Metazoa; Arthropoda; Insecta; Diptera; Syrphidae
Exons: 2
Coding region: 299-1486 (395 amino acids)
Source: RefSeq, a predicted model, not a curated record
UAAAGAAAACCUUCCUGUUCGACCAAUAAUUUCAACAAUAAAUUCUCCAUGUUACAAAUUAUCAAAAUUUUUAACAAAUAUACUAAAACAAUCAUUCAGGUCAAAAUUUACAGUCAAAAAUUCAAAACAAGUCGUCAAGACAUUAAUCAAGACUCGAAUUCUUCCAGAAUACAUUUUAGUAUCAUUUGAUGUUUGUAAUUGUUUUAACAAUGUCUCAACACAAUUAGCACUCAAAAUUGUUGAAAAGUAUUUUGAUAUACGCAUAAAACCUAAUACUAAAAUUCCAAAAUCAACUUUUAUGAAUUUGUUAAAAUUUUGUUUGAUUGACUGCAACUACUUUAAUUUCAAAGAUAAAAUUAUAAGAAUGAAAACUGGUUUAUUUAUGGGAUCAUCUUUAGCACCAAUUUUAGUUGAAUGGGUUUUAGAUGAAGUAAUUCAGGAAGCAUUUCAAAAAAUAGAUUUUGUUCCACAAUUUUGGAUGGCAUAUGUUGAUGAUCAUUUGACUGCAGUUCCAAAAAACAAAGUAAAUAUGAUCAAAACAGCUUUAGAAUCAUUUGAUGGCAAUAUUCUUUUUACCUAUGAAACAGAAAAUGUUGUAACUAAAGAAAUAAAUUACCUGGAUUUAACAAUUAAAAGAAAUGAAGACGGCAGUAUCAUCACUAACUGGUUUCAUAAACCGAUAGCUUCAAAUAGAUUAAUUAACUAUUAUUCAGCUCAUCCAAUUAAUAUGAAAUAUAACACUGUUAAAAGUUUUAUUAGAAAGGUGUUUUCAUUCAGUCAUAAGAUUUACAUGGAAAAUAACAUUGAAAGAAUUAAUCGCAUUUUGAUUAAAAAUAACUAUCCAGUUCAAGUCAUCAAUAAAUUAAUUAAAUGUGUUCAAAAUGAAAAUUUUAAAAAUCGAACUAAAUCACCAAAUAAAUAUAGUAGAAGAAGCUACCAAUUCCUAUCUGAAACAAAAGAUGAAACUGUUAUUCGCGAUACAAAAAUUUAUUCAUCUAUAACUUAUAUUCCUGGACUGAGCGAAUCUUUAGCAAAAAAGUGCGAAUACUUUGUUCCUGAAAUAAAAACUGCCAUGAGACCAAAUAACAAAGUAUCUCAUUUUUUCGCUAAUACAAAAUCAAAGAUUGAGAAAACAAAUAAAAGUGGAGUAGUUUACUCUAUUCCAUGCAAUGACUGCCCAAAAAUAUAUAUUGGUGAAACAAUACAAAAAUUAGGUUGUCGUAUCAAUCAACAUAAAAAUGAAUGCAAGAAAGUCCUCGAAGGCUCAUCUUACAAAAAUAUCGCCGCUUUAGCUGAACAUACUAAACAAAAUGGACAUUCUUUUAAAUUCGAUGAAACUAAAAUUUUGAAAUCUGAAAAUCAAAAGUUUAAAUUACAAGUGCAUGAAGUAAAUCAAAUAAUUAAGUACGAAGAAAUAGCUUGUAAUUUUAAAACUGAUAAAAAAGACUAUAGUAAUACUUACCAUAACUUAAUAGUUAGUUCUUAAAAUAACAUAAAUAUUAAUUUGUUAUAAAUAAUUACUUUAUUUAUUUGUACUCAGUAAUUUGCUUGUUUUGAUUCUUAAUUAAAAAUUAAAAAUCAAAAAUAAAAAUUAAAUCAAUCAUUUCAUAAAUAUUAAUGUUGUAGCCUGUGAAAAUAUUUUAUAUGUUAUAAAUAUAAUUAUAUCAUAGCCCUGAAGAUGAGGUGUAAAUCACCUCGAAAUAUAUUGGCAAAAUAUUAAAAAAUAAAAAAUGGCGUUUUAAUUGAAUUUGAAGAAAGCUAUACAACUAAAGAAUACAAACUGAUUCUCUUUUAUUUAUGCUACAAGAAAAACCACCCUCGAACACUAUGAACAUUUCCUUUCCAGUUCGAGUAAUUUCGAUCACAUUGAUCAUAAACAUUUUGUUCACGAUCAUUUUACUCGAUUUUACUCGAACA